Saccostrea cuccullata (small rock oyster) is the source of this 601-nucleotide messenger RNA. RefSeq lists its product as uncharacterized. NCBI's taxonomy places the organism in Eukaryota, Metazoa, Mollusca, Bivalvia, Ostreida, Ostreidae. The record is from RefSeq and is a predicted model, not a curated record. The transcript has 4 exons. The coding region runs from base 30 to 509 and encodes 159 amino acids.
GGGGUGGCUUCCAUGUCCCACUACUGGUUAUGGAUCCUCCCUAUAGAAAAAAGCGGGAGGUUUUCGGUCCUCUAGGACUCCCGCCAAAAACCACAUCAUGUCGUCCUGGCAAGAAAUAUGACGUCAAUAUCUCAACGGUAUUUAAAACUGGGACCAAUUUCGAUUUUUCCCAAAAGACCUUAGUCACAUUGAUUGAUACAAAAGAACUUUUAAAGCCAGUCAUGGUAUAUUUUGUCACAGUAUCCAAAGAUCUUGACGGCUGUAUAUACGUAAUCAGUGCACGGGAGUGGAAAAAUCUAAACUUCUUUCAAAGGCGUUGGUUGAAGAAGAACAAAUACACGAACAACUGCAGAGACUUGAAUAAGUGCUUCAGAGAUAAGAAACUUCCAGAAAAAUCCGAUCCCACUUUUCGUUGUUACGACAGAUUUUCAUUUUGCUCCUUAAGAAAAAGUAAGCUUAGAGGACCAAAGGGAAAGCUAACCAGGUGUAUUAGAAGGACUAAACUUUAACUAUGGCAAAAUGAAAUUAAAAACAGAGUGUACUACUCUUACAAAUACUAAAAUGAAUUCGCAGUCAUGAUUUCCAAAAUUUAGUUUUUGAA